AUGUCAGACCCGCUCUCUGUGGCUGGGAGCGCCGUUGGCAUUAUCUCCCUUGGGAUUCAAGUGUCCCAAGGGCUAUACAACUACAUCAACUCUGUGCGGGGCCGCGACAAGGACCUCGACACAGCCUCGACCCAAGUCAGCCAUCUUCUACGGACGUAUCAGGCCCUGAGCGAUUUGAUUCCGAAAAUCCAGUCGCUUCCCGACCCCGACACUGAGGUGAUCGAGACACUGCGACAAUGCCUGCAAGAGAGCGAACGAGGUGUUGAGGAACUUCGAGUGCUGCUGGAGUCGCUCCAAAAUGUGGUGGCAAGCGACUUGAAGGGCAAGAUGAAGAAUACCGGGCGAUUGCUGGGUUUUGGUCUACGCCGGGAAGACUUGACCCAAAUGCAAGACAACGUGCUUCGUCUUACGGAGACGACAGAGCUUGCUCUCCAGGUCAUCAAUACGAACCUGGGAAUUUCCCACACCCAAGAAUUGGCCAAACUUGGAGAAUCCAUGGAUUCACAGUUCACGGCAACACACCAGAGAUUGCAACAUCUGGAGCUGAAGACCGAAGAAUGUGGGAUGCAUUUGAGAAGCACGGAGAGUAUUGUCGAAACAACUUCUGAUACGGUAAUAACGGCCGUUCGCUCAGCAAAACAAGAAACCAGCGCCGACAUGCAAGCUAUGUUUGAAGCACUCACAAGCCUUAUAAUUACUCAGCAUGAGCAAUCCCAGAGCCAACUUGCAGAUAUUGAAACUCACCAGCGAAAACUCUCUCAGACUGGAGCUCGAUUACUUCAGAAGCCGGCUGCUUUGCGAGACCUUUGUGACACUGCUGGUUACGAUCAUUCAGAGCUGGUCGGAAGACUGCAAUUCGAACAACAAGGCCCUAUGUCGUCUCUAUGUACUUGUGAUCUUCGCCAAAGGGAGACUAGAACCUCUGCGGAGAGGAAGAUUUUCUUGGGAGUCAUCGUCUAUAAUCAGCAGCACGAAUCGUUCAAACACUCCGCAAAGUGUGUGUUCCACAAAACACAGAAACGCCAAGAUUACGGAGCCCGGUUCAGAGUUUCUUUCCACCACACUCUCUCUUUCUUAGUGGACCUAAGUCUAUCUUCUACAUCUGGAGCCGGCGGCUGCUCGAUUGCCCCCCAGUUUCGUUACAAGCAGAUGGUACAAAGGAGUCCUGCCUCCGACCUGAUCAGGAGCCUUUUCCGGACCUUUCGGCCACACUCAGCAUCGAAUGAAAUUGAGGACUGUGACAAGCAUUUCGCUCUGACAGAGCGGAAACUAUUGAGACUUUUUCAGGAUGGUAAAGUUUCACCUUGCGACAUGAACUCAAGAGGAACUCUUCUCCAUGAAGCCGUGCUAUUCGGAGUCAUAUCGAUUGACAAGGCGCUGCAAAUGGAUCUGCUAUCUAAAGUCGUCAAGACCCUGAUUCGUGUGGGCGUUCCCUGUGGCGAGCCGGACAAUAUGGGAAGGAACGCGCUUUCAAUCUUCACAUCAAUGUUACGAUAUAAAAGACUUAAUCGGGGACGAGAUCUUGAAAAAGCACGCACAAUUGCUGCUGAUAUCGCCCAAUCACAUGAUUCCUUACCCUUCUUCAACCCCACUCGUUCGGAC
Ilyonectria robusta is the source of this 1602-nucleotide messenger RNA. RefSeq lists its product as uncharacterized. The transcript is spliced from 5 exons. Lineage: Eukaryota; Fungi; Ascomycota; Sordariomycetes; Hypocreales; Nectriaceae. The record is from RefSeq and is a predicted model, not a curated record. The annotation marks the transcript as partial.